AUUUAAAGAUGAGAUUUUUUUUCUUUUAAUUUUUUUGUAGAGAGAAGGAAAAGGUAAUGGGGAGUGAUGGUUAUCUUCCUCUCUUCGAAACCAGAGUGGCCAAAGGGCGUUUACUCUACUGGCUCUAUGCAGUUUCCAUGGUGGUAGGCCUAAUCUCCAUAUCUGUUUACAGAUGGACACAUUUUCCUUCAGAAACAGGGCUAAGAAGAUGGGGCUGGAUAGGUAUUUCCAUGGCGGAGCUCUGGUUCAUCUUCUACUGGCUGAUUACUCAGACACUUCGACAUCGGCCGGUCUAUCGCUACGCCUUCAAGGACCGGCUGUCGGAAAGGUACGAGGAAGUGCUGCCGGGAGUGGACAUGUUCGUGUGCACGGCGGAUGCGGAGAAGGAGCCGCCGGCGAUGGUGAUGAACACUGUUCUAUCGAUGAUGGCUUACGACUAUCCGCCGGAGAAGCUCCAUGUCUAUCUUUCCGAUGAUGGAGGAUCUGAGGUGAUGUUUUAUGCUCUUCUAGAAGCCUCGCGCUUCGCCGGGCGGUGGCUGCCGUUUCGCCGGAGGUUUCGGAUUGAGCCGCCGGCGCCGACUGCCUACUUUAGCUCAUCUGUAGAAGCACCUAUUGGUUUUUCGAAAGAAUGGCGCGAAAUUAAAAAAUUAUACGAAGAAAUGAAGGAUAGAAUCGACGAGUGUACAAAGGUCGGACGAGUACCUGAUGAGGCGCGUCGAAUGCACCGGGCAUUCGAGGAAUGGGACAUCAGCAUCAGCAGUCGAGACCAUCGAACAAUUCUCGAGUUUUUCGACGCGCAGAUUGUGAUCGACGGAAGAGAUGCAAACACGGUGGAUUUCGAGGGGAUGUCUAUGCCGACGCUCGUAUAUUUGGCGCGCGAGAAACGACCAGGACAUCAGCAUAACUUCAAAGCAGGGGCAAUGAACGCAUUGAUUCGGGUGUCGGAAAGGAUAAGCAACAGCCCGAUCAUCCUCAACGUCGACUGCGAUCAGUACUCGAACAACUCCGAAUCGAUAAGGAAUGCGCUGUGCUUUUUCAUGGAUGAAGAACAGAGCCGCAGCAUUGCCUAUGUACAAUUUCCGCAAUACUGCGACAAUGUGACGAAGAACGAUCUAUACGGGAGCGACAUAAAAGUAAUCAACGAGGUGGAGCAUCAAACUGCCGAUGCAAAUGGAGGGCCUCUGUACAUCGGAAGCGGCUGCUUUCACCGGAGAGACGUUCUAUGUGGAAAAAAGUUCGACGCCAACGAACCAAGCGUCGAUUGGAAAGAAUUGAGCGCGCGAAAAGUUGAAGAAAGCGCGGAAAUAUUAGUACAAACUUGCAAAAUCCUCGCAAGUUGUACGUAUGAAGAGAAUACUUCUUGGGGAAACAAGAUGGGGCUCAAGUACGGAUGUUCGGUCGAAGAUGUCAUAACAGGGCUGUCGAUACAAUGUAGGGGAUGGAGAUCGGUUUCUUACAACACCGAGCGGCGAGCCUUUUACGGCGUGGCGCCGACAACUCUAAUGGAAACAUUAAUACAACACACGCGAUGGUCGAAUGGAAACUUCCAAAUAUUCUUGUCUAAAUACAACAGUUUAGUAUACGGCCAUGGAAAGAUGCCUCUAAAGCUUCGACUUUCUUACUGCUGCUACAAUCUUUGGGCUGCAAAUUGUCUCGCCACACUCUACUAUGUCCUGGCGCCGCCAUUUUAUCUACUAAAUGGCGGCGCCUUAUUUCCACAGUUAUCGAGCAGGUGGGUAUUGGCGUACAUGUACGUAUUUAUGGCGAAAUACGCGUAUAGUUUGGGAGAAUUUGUUUGGGUGGGAGGUACGAUGAAGGGGUGGUGUAAUGAGCAGAGGAUAUGGCUGUACAAGAGAGUGACGUCAUACUUGUACGGAUUCCAUGGAGCAGUGAUGAAGGUGUUGGGGUUUUCUGAGGUGAGUUUUGUGAUCACUGCGAAGAGGUUUGAUGACGACGAGGGGGAGAGGUACAGGAAGGAGAUGAUGGAGUUUGGGGUGGAUUCAACGAUGUUUGUUGUUCUGGCAGCCAUUGCUUUGUUCAAUCUCUUGGCUUUGGUUUCUGUUGUUUGUAAGAACAUCUUCUUCUUCUUCAUGGUGAAUUCAGCUGGAGAUGCUGAGAUUUGUGUGUUGCAGGUGAUGCUGAUAGGGAUGAUUGUCGGAAUUAAUUUGCCUGUGUUUGAAGGUAUGUUUGUGAGGAAGGACAAGGGUUGUAUUCCUGCUUCUGUCAUGUACAAGGCGAUCGCCAUUGUUGGAUUAGCUUAUCUCUCUGCGAUAAUGGUGAAUUAGUAAAUUAGCCCUAAAUUGGGGAUGAAAAUUCGAGUGGUUUUCUGCGGCAGCGGAGGAGACUGGAGAGCGUCGCCGUUUUUCCUCGCCUUGAAAUCUCUCUUCCGGCGGCUCUUUUACAUUGCG
Molecule: messenger RNA, 2408 nt
Organism: Andrographis paniculata
Lineage: Eukaryota; Viridiplantae; Streptophyta; Magnoliopsida; Lamiales; Acanthaceae
Product: cellulose synthase-like protein E6
Exons: 9
Coding region: 57-2285 (742 amino acids)
Biological process (GO): cellulose biosynthetic process; plant-type primary cell wall biogenesis
Cellular component (GO): trans-Golgi network; plasma membrane
Molecular function (GO): mannan synthase activity; cellulose synthase (UDP-forming) activity
Source: RefSeq, a predicted model, not a curated record